CUGGGUCCUGGUAGGCUCUCGGAGCUGUCCGUUUUGACAGAGUGUUGUGCGCAGGCGCGAAAGGUACCGGGACUGGGCUGAGUGCCGGGGUCGCGGAGCUACUGGAUCGGUCGGAGAUGGCAGAGGUGGAAGAGACACUUAAGCGACUUCAGAGCCAGAAGGGAGUACAGGGAAUCAUCGUGGUGAACACAGAAGGCAUUCCCAUCAAGAGCACCAUGGACAAUCCCACCACCACACAGUAUGCCAACCUCAUGCAUAACUUCAUCUUGAAGGCCCGGAGCACCGUGCGUGAAAUCGACCCCCAGAAUGACCUCACCUUUCUUCGAAUUCGCUCCAAGAAAAAUGAAAUUAUGGUUGCACCAGAUAAAGACUAUUUCCUGAUUGUGAUUCAGAAUCCAACUGAAUAAGCCACUCUCUUGGCUCCGUGCAUCAUUCCUUAAUUUAAUAGCCCCCAAGAAUAAUAAUGUUAAGCAUGUCAACCAACUGGCAGGUGGAAAUCACCUUUGAGCCUACUUAGACCAGUCCAGUGACCAAAGUCAUCAAAGUCGUCCCUCUGCUGGCCAGUCACCCUUGAGUUCUUGGGUGGGCCUUCUUUCCUCAUCUCCAGAUUUUGGAGCAAGAGCUUUGAGUAGUCCACACCCUGCUUCCUUCUGACCUUCAGCUCACUUUGUCACCCUUGGAAAAGGCUGUUUUUCUUUAACUAAAAAUAACUGAAAUGCUUA
This is a messenger RNA of Herpailurus yagouaroundi (jaguarundi), 722 nucleotides long. It is a transcript of the gene DYNLRB1, whose product is annotated as dynein light chain roadblock-type 1. The record is from RefSeq and is a predicted model, not a curated record. Lineage: Eukaryota; Metazoa; Chordata; Mammalia; Carnivora; Felidae. Gene Ontology annotation, biological process: microtubule-based movement. Gene Ontology annotation, cellular component: cytoplasmic dynein complex. The transcript is spliced from 4 exons. Bases 117 to 407 code for a protein of 96 amino acids.